GCCUCGGGAGACUUGCCAAUCAUAGAAAAUCUCUGGAGAAGCUUAACAUCGCGAUUGCGAACUGCACUUUCAACUCUAGAAUACAACACUCAAUCAAAAGCCAUGAGACCACGAAACUACAUCUGCGCUACUUGCCUCCGCAAAAGAACCCCAUACAUCUCCCACCGCACCGUCGCAACAACAUCAACACCAUCCACCGUAAACCCCUCCAAUCCAAAUUUAUUCCCCUUCCACGCCCUCACCCCCUCCCAAAUCUCCUGCUACUGGGACACACGCAUCCCCAAUGAUCACCAACUCGCCUAUGCCAACUCCCUCUUCACCCCUUCCCGCCACUCUCCCAUAAAAUUAUGGUCCGCCAACAGAUUCCGCACAAUGCCCAUGUCCUCUCUAGAACCCGAAGUCGCGUUCCUGGGUCGCUCGAAUGUUGGGAAAAGCUCGUUACUGAAUGCGAUUAUGGGGAAGGAGAUAUGUUGGACGUCGUCGAAGCCUGGAAGGACAAGGGAAAUGAAUGCAUUUGGGAUUGGGGGGACGAAAGGUGGAGAAAAUAAGAUUGUGUUAUUGGAUAUGCCGGGGUAUGGUAAGGGGAGUAGGACUGGGUGGGGGGUGGAAAUUAUGAAAUAUUUGCAGGGGAGGAGGCAACUCCGCCGCGCCUUCGUCCUAAUAGACAGUGAUCAUGGUCUCAAACAAACAGACCAUGACAUCCUAGCCCUAUUCCGCCGAUACGCCAUCCCCCACCAAGUAGUAAUAUCCAAAGUCGACAAACUUCUUAAAUCAAAAUCCGGUGCAUCAGUAGCAAGUCUCGCUGCGUUGCAGGACAGACUACAAAAUCUGCGACCUGUUGUUCAACCUGACGGUCGGUUUGAGGGACCCGGUGCCUUGGGUGAGAUUCUCACAUGCAGUACGGAGCCGCGGACGCGCGUUGCGCCAGGACACGGACAGUUUUUGGGGAUUAGUGCGUUGCGUUGGGCGAUUUUGUCGGCUGCGGGUUAUGGGGGGAGUGUGGAGGUGAAGGAAGAUCAUGUUGUGUCUUCUGAGAGUUCAGGGUCGAAAGUACCUGAUUUUCAAUUUUGAUUCUAUGCUGGGUAUUGAAAUCCGGUUCUCGAACAACAGCCAGAUAUCAGGCUACUAAAGUGAUAUGCUGAUGGCCUCGCUCGUCUAAUUAGGCAUCCAUGCUCUGCACAAGGGGGCAGUUAUAAUCCGCUAUGUAAAGCCAUCCAAUCCAGUCUAGCUUGGAUUCAUGGCAACCAUUUGAACUAAAUCCUUGUGGUUUCUGAGUUGGAUUUUCAAGGCCCAGAAGGGAAGCACACUGUGUAAUGACUUGCUACUGGUUCGACAGGGGAAAAAGUACUAUAUGAAUCAGAAAGGAUGUAGCAGAGACAUACCAUUUGGUCAACGUAGAAUCAAUCCAAU
Molecule: messenger RNA, 1410 nt
Organism: Aspergillus ruber CBS 135680
Lineage: Eukaryota; Fungi; Ascomycota; Eurotiomycetes; Eurotiales; Aspergillaceae
Product: translation initiation/elongation factor MRX8
Exons: 2
Coding region: 103-1071 (322 amino acids)
Cellular component (GO): mitochondrion
Molecular function (GO): GTP binding
Source: RefSeq, a predicted model, not a curated record